AUGGUAGUUGAGGGAGGGGGGUCCUUUGAUGUGGGCAGUUGUGCGGGGGGGCAGGCUCCUGCUGAGGUGGGGGUGGGGAUGCAGCUGGCGGCCCUAAUCUACCGGGUUAAGUUUGAGGACGAUAAAUCGCACUUUCCCGCCAUCCCCAAAACGCUGCGGGAGCUGGUGCCCCAGGACCUGCUGCGCACGCUAGCCCCCGAGGACUGGAAACGGGACUAUAAAAAGAGGCGAGAGAGCUUGCGUCGGAACAAGGCUUGCUGCCAACCCAACUCGCCCAGCAAUACCAUCCAUACUCCUGGCGAACGUGGUCUGUGCAUCUCACAAUCAGUAAAAAUACCACGUGAGCCGAGAGUUGGAGAGUUCGACAAGAUCAUCCGCAGGCUGAGCGAGAACCCUAAUGCUCGAGUAGUCAUCAUCUUCGCCAAUGAGGACGACAUCAGACGGCUUCUACAAGCAGGUAAAAGGGCUAAUCAAACAGGCCAUUUCAUAUGGGUCGGUUCAGACAGCUGGGGAUCCAAAAUUGCUCCGAUACUGAACCAAGAAGAAAUGGCAGAGGGUGCUGUCACUAUCCUACCAAAACGACUGUCCAUCAAAGGUUUUGACCGAUACUUUAUCAGUCGAACAUUAGAGAACAACAGGAGGAAUAUCUGGUUUGCAGAGUUUUGGGAAAACAACUUCCAAUGCAAGCUUAGUCGACAUGCUUUGAAGAAAGGAUCUGGCAUCAAGAAGUGUACAAACCAUGAGCGGAUCGGGAAAGAUUCGUCCUAUGAGCAGGAAGGGAAGGUCCAGUUUGUGAUAGAUGCUGUGUAUGCCAUGGCUCAUGCCCUGCACAACAUGCACAAAGACCUCUGUCCAGGAAAAGUUGGACUUUGCCCCAGGAUGGACUCUAUCAAUGGCACACUGCUGCUAAAGUAUAUUCGCAACGUCAACUUUACAGGAAUAGCUGGAACCCCAGUUGUCUUCAAUGUGAAUGGAGAUGCUCCAGGUCGCUAUGAAAUCUACCAAUACCAGAUCAGAAAUGACACCACAGAAUACAAGAUCAUUGGACACUGGACAGAUCAACUCUACCUCGAUACCAACGAGAUGCAGUGGCCUGGAGGAACACAAGAAGUCCCGUCUUCCAUCUGCAGUCAACCAUGUCGUCCGGGGCAACGCAAGAAGACAGUGAAAGGAAUUCCGUGUUGCUGGCACUGUGAGAAUUGCGAUGGUUACCAGUACCAGGCGGACACUUACACCUGCAAGAUGUGCCGCUUUGAUUUGCGGCCCAAUGACAACCACACUGGCUGUGUUCCCAUUCCUAUUGUCAAGCUGGAGUGGAGCUCUCCAUGGGCAGUCAUCCCCGUCCUCAUUGCCAUCUUGGGAAUCAUUGCUACCCUGUUAGUGGUUGCUACCUUUGUACGCUACAACGAUACCCCCAUUGUUAAGGCCUCAGGUCGAGAACUGAGCUAUGUGCUGCUGACGGGUAUCUUCCUGUGCUAUGCAACAACAUUCCUUAUGAUCUCAGCUCCUGAUGUGUUUGUGUGCUCAUUGCGAAGGAUUUUCCUGGGCCUUGGUAUGAGUAUUAGCUAUGCAGCGCUGCUUACCAAGACAAAUAGGAUCUACAGGAUUUUUGAGCAGGGCAAGAUGUCAGUCAGUGCCCCACGAUUUAUAUCCCCAGCCUCCCAGUUAGUUAUCACAUUCAGCCUGAUAUCAGUGCAGUUGCUUGGAGUGUGCAUCUGGUUUGGUGUUGACCCAUCCCAAGCCAUAAUUGACUAUGAGGACCAGCGCACAGCCAAUCCUGACAUGGCCCGUGGUGUUCUGAAAUGUGAUAUAUCCGACCUGUCUCUCAUCUGUCUGCUGGGUUAUAGCAUGCUGCUGAUGGUCACCUGUACAGUUUAUGCCAUCAAAACAAGAGGAGUUCCUGAGACGUUCAAUGAGGCCAAGCCAAUUGGUUUCACCAUGUACACUACCUGCAUUGUAUGGCUGGCUUUCAUCCCCAUCUUCUUUGGAACAUCACAAUCGGCAGAAAAGAUGUACAUCCAAACCACAACUCUGACCAUCUCCGUCAGCCUCAGUGCAUCUGUCUCCCUGGGAAUGCUCUACAUGCCUAAGGUCUACGUGGUUCUCUUCCAUCCAGAGCAGAACGUGCCCAAGCGCAAACGCAGCCUGAAGGCUGUGGUCACUGCAGCUACCAUGUCCAACAAGUUCAACCCCAAAGGCGGCCUGAGGCCAAAUGGAGAGGCCAAGUCUGAACUCUGUGAAAGUCUGGAAACGCAAGGUCAGCAUUAA
Messenger RNA from Menidia menidia (Atlantic silverside), 2268 nucleotides. NCBI's taxonomy places the organism in Eukaryota, Metazoa, Chordata, Actinopteri, Atheriniformes, Atherinopsidae. The record is from the annotation of a GenBank genome assembly.